AUGAUGCUAGCCAAGCUUGCCCUCCUCGCUUCACCAGCCUUUGCUGCUGUCAACGAGCCCUGCUACGGCCCCAACGACCUCGCAGGCGUCUGUGUCUCGACAUCUGCCUGCUCUUCGGCCGGCGGCACCUCACACAACAACCUCUGCCCCUGGGAUGCAGCAGACAUCAAGUGCUGCACCAAACCUUCCUGUCAGGGCUCCUCCUCCGCCUGCGGCUGGACGUCCGAUUGCGCAGGCACAUCGACGCCUGGCCUCUGCCCUGGACCUAGCCAGAGCCAGUGCUGCAGCUCCACGGCCAACGGAUGGGGUGGCUAUCCCGCACCCAGCUUCCCGGCGGUGGGUUCUUGCAAGGCUGUCGCGGUGGACGGUGCCAGAACUGUCGUCGCCCAGUUCCCCGGCCGAGUGAGGGAGAUUUUCUGUAUUCGGGACUGCGCCUGUCCUGGAAGCUCGGACCAUUGCUGCGGCAUGGCGAUUGACUACAUGAUUGCCGACGGUGGUGGUCAAGCUACGCUUUCAGGUAUCGAUAUCGCCGAGUGGGUCAUGGAACAGGGCUCCGCCAUGAAUUUGAAGUAUGUCAUCUGGGGACAGAAGAUCUGGCACAUUUCCACGGAUGGCACGCCCAAGCCUUGGAGCCAGUGGCGAACGAUGGAGGACCGUGGUGAUAUUACGCAGAAUCAUUGGUAA
This is a messenger RNA of Emericellopsis cladophorae, 684 nucleotides long. RefSeq lists its product as uncharacterized. NCBI's taxonomy places the organism in Eukaryota, Fungi, Ascomycota, Sordariomycetes, Hypocreales, Bionectriaceae. Bases 1 to 684 code for a protein of 227 amino acids. The transcript has 2 exons. The record is from RefSeq and is a predicted model, not a curated record.